AAGAUCCAAGUAAAAGUUUGCUAAGACCGUCAGCCUUCAAGUCUCAUUUCGAAGCUCCAUACCCAACAUAGUUGCAUCAUUCGCAGACCUAAACUUCACGUCUACACACAGUCAUCAGAAAUGCGAUCCUCUACAGUCGUCGCCCUCUUCGCAGGUGCAGCGGCAGCCCAGUCGUCCACGGGCUCUGCUGCUACCGGAUCGUCCGCAGUUGUUGUGAAUGGGAUCAUGCCCGCACCCACUCUCACUGUGAUCGGGUCUAGCUCAGGCACCACGACCUAUGUCAACUCGUGCACUGGCGAAGGAAUUCCUGCUUCUUUCCUCACUCCCGAAGCGUCCGGCUCGGCAUCUUCAUCCUUGAUAUCAAGCGUGCGCUCUCCGGCAGGUACUCUUGCGAUGUCACCUAUCUCUGCGCCGGCAACUACAGCAGCCGCGCGUCUCCGCCGUCAGGAUGAUGGUGGUUUGUUCGGUGGUUUCUGUGAACCGAUUACCAUCAAGCAAGGCCCUUCGUCGGUCCAAAUUCACUUGGAGGACCCCACCAAGGGCGCAUGGACUGCCGACAUGAACUGCGCCUGGAAAGGAGAGCUCACAACUGCUGACUUGACAUGCACUGGUACCCAGAGCGGCACCUUCGCUGAGCUCAACUCGAUUGCGGGCGUGACAUCCGAGAUUAUCAAGGCAAGCGAUGCCAGUCAAUCUUCGAUGAUCCAGACUGUCAGCGUCGUCCAGCCAGCCUCCAACUCUGCAUCUCCUACAGCCUCUGUGUCUCAGUCUGACUCCGCCAACACCACGGCCUCUGGAUCGGGCACGGCUGCAGCGACCGGUGCUGCUGCUGGAACUCCUCUACCUGGAGGCAUGAUGGCUUUUGUUGCUGGUGCUGCUGGCAUGAUCGCUGCCGCGCUUACGCUGUAGGUAAGCGCUAGCUUUGUGAGAAAAUCGUGUUUUCGUGGGUCCACGGAGGCUGGUGUUGCAUCGCAAAAUCACUUGCACAUCGUCGC
Boeremia exigua is the source of this 995-nucleotide messenger RNA. RefSeq lists its product as uncharacterized. The coding region runs from base 121 to 909 and encodes 262 amino acids. The record is from RefSeq and is a predicted model, not a curated record. The transcript has 2 exons. Lineage: Eukaryota; Fungi; Ascomycota; Dothideomycetes; Pleosporales; Didymellaceae.